Messenger RNA from Triplophysa rosa, 4230 nucleotides. It is a transcript of the gene nmrk1, whose product is annotated as nicotinamide riboside kinase 1. The coding region runs from base 3222 to 3824 and encodes 200 amino acids. The record is from RefSeq and is a predicted model, not a curated record. Gene Ontology annotation, biological process: adaptive immune response. Gene Ontology annotation, cellular component: membrane; cytoplasm. The transcript is spliced from 8 exons. Gene Ontology annotation, molecular function: signaling receptor activity. NCBI's taxonomy places the organism in Eukaryota, Metazoa, Chordata, Actinopteri, Cypriniformes, Nemacheilidae.
UGAGUUGCAGUAGUUUGACAAAGAAAAUUUUAAAAUGACAAAUAUCUCAAUUAAUAUUUUGCCUUCAGAAUGGAAUGUAUACAAUAACAGGAAAAUGCUGUAAUAUAGUUCAUCAUCUUAACCUCAAAUUAAUUGAGUGCCUACAUAUAAUAUUUCAAACUUCAAAAGAUAUCACAAUACACAAUUUAAAUUUAUAGUAUACAGCAAGAGCAUCUAAAAUAAUUAACAUUCAUAUAAAUGUAGCAUAUGUGAUCCUUUAGUCAUCACUUCAUAAUUGUUCUUCAUAAUUCACAGUUGUCUAAACAUAAUUCAGCUGGAUGUAAUUGCAUUGCAAGCUAAACUGAUGUGCUCUGACGCUCUGGAUGCCCUGCACAUGGACAGGGUGACAAGUGACAAAAGAUAGCUUUAUUUUGCUAUUUAAAAAAUUACAAUUUAAAAUGUAACCCUUUUUAAAUCAUCUCUUCUUUGGCAUAUUGUGUGAUGAGUUUGCUUAAUAUGAUGUGAUAAAUCACAUGACAAUCACAUGAUCUGCUGUGUUUGUUCAAUUCAAUUUUAUUUAUAUAGCGCCUCACAAUGUGGAUUGUUCCAAAGCAGCUUUACAGGAGGAAAACACAGAAAAUGUAAAACACAGCACAGUGCAUAGUGUUUAGAACAAGCAAGAUCAUUCUAGUAUAUAAUAUCAAAUAAAUGCAGUCUCCCGGUGAGCAAGCCAGCCAACAAUGCGCUAUGGGGAGGAAGUUUGUUUGUGGGUUGGAGUAUGUAUAGAUUAGUAUUCAGACAGAAGUUUAGUUCGCUUUGAAUGAAAGACACUGAAUGAGAUACAUUCUGGAAAUGUCUCUGGCUAUCAUUUUGUUUUUAUUCACUGCUGAUCUCUGCGACCUUGUUUCAAGUGCAGGUUAGUGUGUUAGUGUUUUGAUCAGUUUUUGCAUGGAUUUACAGUUGCACUCAUCUCCGUUUCUGUUUAUUGCUAGUUACUGUAUGUAAGAUGAAAUGUGAGACAUGUUGUCUGUUAGACUAAUAGAUGGCACUUGUGCAUCUAACAAUCUACUUAGUAAGUCAGAAGAUACAGUCUUAAGGGUAAGGGUAUGUUCUGGAGAUGUUUAGUAAUGAUAGUGUGUGCUACUGUGUAUUCAAUUGUAAAAAUCCCAACUGUUUUCUACAUGUUUUUAGAUGAACACAGAUAUAGUACAACGGCAAGUAUUGUAUUACUAUUUUGAAACGGGAGAUUUAACAGUACAAAAAGACUACAGUCUACGAAAGUACUAUGAUUCCAAUGCAUCUAUGUGCACAUUGUAUAGAAGAUUUCAUGUCCGUGUAGGUGUAAUUUUUUUCAAAUACUGUACGCUUUCAGUCAGGAGAAUAUGAGUGCCAGUGGACCAUAUGAGGUCAUGAAUCUUCAUCGUAAGACAUAAGAUUCAGACCAACACUGUUAUUCAAAAACAUUAUAUUGAAUGGUCUAGUUGACACUCUGUAAAAAAGAAUUAACACCGUAAUUUAGUUUGUUCUCAGCUGUAAAUUUAUAUCUUUUUUUUGUUUACUUAUGUUUGUAUUUGCCUGCUUUUGCUGGUUAUGGUACAGUCAGAUUUAACCAGUACAGAUUCUCAACCCAAGUUUUUCCCAGACAUGAAAAUAUCCAAAUGAGGUAAGCCCUUGAAAUAAUAAUUAGAGCUAUAUUCAUGAAAACCUUUUAUACAGUCACUAUUGUGACUUGUGAGAUUAAAUGGGUUGAAGUUGUCACAUCAUACCCAGUAUUACCCAUCAAACAUAGAACAUUCUUGGAACCAAAAAUUGUAUGUUAGUUUUUUUAUGAAAAUUGCUGAGACUGUAAAUAAAAAUGCAUUUCAUAUCAAGCGUUCUUUGUAAAAUGUUGUGAGUAUUCACAAGUAUUUAUUUUCACUAAAAAGAAAACAGACUGUAUUAGAAAUUAUAUAAACCACAUGUUUAUUGCAUAAAUUGACAAAACUUGAGUUCUCAGACAAGUGAGAAACUGCUAACCAAAUCCGCUACUGAACCAUUAUGUGUUGUAUAACUGUACUGAUAAUUAGUUUACAGUUUUUUUAUGUCAGGUUUGAUCUGUGAGAAAUGAUGCUCCAAACAGCGCUGGGAGAAUCAAAUUAGUGACUCAGAGUCAAGAAUGUUACUCAGAUGGUUCUCAGAUUUCUUGAGGAAACAAGCAUGUUUCAAUAGAACUUGCACGUGUACAGUUAUAGGACAAUAUACACUAAUCGGUCGUAAUAACCCAGACACAUUUGUCCUUAAAGAAAUAGGGGAUAUCAAAAUAAAUAAUCAGCAGAUAUAAUGCAGAUCGUCCCCUUACAUCUCCUGAUUCUCCUUAUCUCAAGGAUCCUCAAUGAUUCUUUCGCUACUACUGCGGAAUAGCCACAUACAUAUACACAUCAGAUGAUUUUCAACAUGAACCAUCCAAACAGUUUGUCCCCCCUUCUCUAGGGCUAUCUAAACAUCAACAAGAAUCAAGAAGAUAUUUUAAAGUAACCAUCACUGUAUUGAAUGUGGCCCUUAAUAGUGAGAUUAGCAGUGGUUGACAGUGUUUUCAUAAUCUGAUCUCCUCCGUGCUUUCAUGUACUGUGUAUUCAGAAUGGGACCUGUCUAACGUAUGUGAUGCCAUGAUAUUUUUUCAUAGCUUAGACAUGCAGGAAGGCGUCAGCAGCUUUAAGACAAGACAGCAUAGCCUACCACCUGCAUCUAAGGUUUUGGGGCUGGAAUGCCACUGGAGUACUGUAUAGUGACCCAUAUGUGGGUCACUAUACCCACAAAAAAGCCAGCAUUUAUACGAGCGUGCCGCAAGCCCCGUGGGCACAUAGAAGGUUUAUUGUAGUCUGGAAGGCCCAGUGUAUUUGCUUUACAGUCUUUGGUGGAGGAAAUGGAUUCUUUCUGCAGAGAGGCAUGGCUCCCCUUUCAGCACGUGAUCCAGAUAAAUGAGAUAAAAUGAGAGCCAAACGAGCAAUAAUAUUUUACAUUACAUUGAAUAAAUUAUAAUACAAGAUUAAAUGCUUUAACGGAAAUACUAAUAGUUGAUGUCCGCUAGUAAGAAUCCACCACAGCAGAUGGCGCUGUCGAGCAGGUCUGACCUGGAAAGUGAACGGCGAACAACACGACAUUACUAAAGAAAAACUACGCUGAUUAUAACAGUACUUAAGUUAAAAACGGCAAACUUUAACCAGUAUUGCAUUACCGAUUACAUCGUAAGAACGUCGAUAAAAAUGAGAAAAAUAAUCAUCGGAAUUGGUGGAAUGACAAAUGGAGGAAAAACCACUCUGAGUAAAAACCUACAGGAAGUUUUGCCUAACAGCUGUGUUAUUUCUCAAGACAUCUUCUUCAAGGAUGACUCUAUGGUCCCUGUGGAUAGCAAUGGCUUUAAGCAGUAUGACACUCUGGAUGCCCUGCACAUGGACAGGAUGAUGAGUGACAUUGAAUCAUGGCAGAAGGAUCCUGAGAGCUUCAUGUCAUCUCGUGGUCUCAGAGUGACAUCUACAGGAUCGCAACAACCCAGUGUGUUUGCUCUCAUAGUGGAAGGAUUCCUCAUUUUUAAUCAUGGGCCUCUUAAUAUCUUAUUUGACAAAAGGUUUUUCCUGCAGAUUCCCUAUGGGCCAUGCAAAGAGAGAAGAAGCUCAAGAACCUAUGUGCCUCCAGAUCCGCCGGGCUAUUUUGAUGGGCAUGUUUGGCCCAUGUACCUGAAGAACAGAAAAGAGAUGGAAGAUGCUGUAAAUGACAUAGUGUUUCUGGAUGGUACACAGAAGCAAGAGGAGCUGCACUCCUGCGUUCUUGCAGACAUGCAGGAAAUACUAAUAGUUUCGCAGAGCUGAGUUCACUAUUUAAAUGUAGAAAAAGUGAAGUUCUCAGAUUGAGUGUGGACCACUAUUCCAAACUUCCUGUCACAACAAAAACACCAUGACUAUAAUGUAUUAUUAAUGCAUUAUACAUGAAUGCCUCAUUUUAUCUUUAUAUUGUAAUGCUUUUUGCCAUAAGCUAUGUGACUGCCAUGUGAGUAUGCAUAACAACACAAGCAUUAACUGUGCUCUCGAUAAGCAUAGCAUGGUGUGUGGUGUUAAUAAUGCUAUGGAAAUUUCCAGUUUCUCUGCAAACUCAUACACAGACUCAUUCAUUAUUUAAAGAAAUAGUUCACCUUCAAAAUGAAAGUUCUGUCCUCAUUUACUCACCCUGUUGGUAUUUACUUUCAUUUCAAACCUGUAUGACUUUCUUUCUUCUGCA